UUGAAAAUACAAUUGUUUAGAAUAUUUAGUUUUUGUUGCAAAGUUUGAAUAAUUCUUAAUAGAAAAAAUAAGGCUAUUGUGUCUGUUUAUAAUGGGUGGAUUGAAUAUAGUCCAACACACAUAUUAUUCAACUUAUGUUUAAAAUUGAGAAAGUUGUUACACCAAGAAAUUAUGUCGCAUUUACUGGACUUUAAAAAGAUUUGCAGAGCUUGUUUGUCUGAUGCAGGACCUUUGAAAGACCUAUUUACGGUUUGCUCAGCUGGAGUUUUUAAAUACUGCACUUCGGUAGAGGUUUCAGAUAGUGAUCAGCUCCCAAAACUGAUAUGUCAAACUUGUCUGGAGCUGCUAAACAAGCUAUAUUAUUUUAAACAAGUGGUUGUGAGGUCAAAUGUUAUAUUAAAACAACAGUGUAGAUUGCAGACAAAAAAUGAUGUAACCACAAAUGAAAAUGGCGAAAUUGUAGAAAUCAACAUAACAGAAGUAAGUGAAGAAUUAAAAGAGCAGGAACAUAAUACAUUCCAAGAUAUCACUCCUGUGGACCAACCAGAGCGGCCCUCAGAUGCUACCCUUAUUAGUCAGAUCCUGUCAAGGCGAAGGCGGAGGGGUCCAGGCAGACCCCCCAAGGACCCCGAUGGACCGAAGCGGAAAGGGGAGAGGAUGAAGUGCGUGAAAUGUGGCAAGAGCUUCCAGAAGUAUGAGAACUUUGAAGCCCACAUGAGAGGACACUUUGGGAAGAAACCGGACAUAAAGUGCAAGCACUGCGACAAGACGUUCCUCUCUCUGCGCAGCCUGAGCAGCCACGUCCGUAUACACUCAGCGGUACGCAAAUACCAAUGCCAGGCGUGCGGGAAGAGCUUCGCAUACCUCAACGUGCUGAAGACCCACGAGCUCAUACAUGCGGGGGUGAAACGACACCAGUGCCAUCUGUGCGACGCCAAAUUCGUCCAAGCUUACAACCUCAAGAUGCAUUUGGAAACUCACAACAAUCAGAAGAACUACAGUUGCUCGCAGUGUGGCAAGAAAUUCGCUCAGCCUGGCAACCUCAAGAUACAUCUAAUAAGACACACAGGCAUCAAGAACUACGCGUGUACUAUGUGCGAAAUGAGGUUCUAUAUCAAGGCAGACUUAGUGAAACACAUGAGAUCUCACUCCGCCGAAAAACCAUUCUCAUGUCAGCUCUGCGACAAAACUUUUAAGAGUAGAAGUUUUCAGGCCAUACAUAUGCGAACUCAUACAGGCGAACGUCCCUACGCCUGCGACUUGUGCCCAAAAAAGUUCAUGGCCCGCAAGGACCUACGGAACCACCGGAUGAUCCACACGGGGGAAAAACCACACAAGUGUCACGUGUGCGGCCAGGCGUUCAUACAGAAGUGCGCCCUCAACCGACACAUGAAGGGGCACGCUGCCCCCGCGCCGGUGCCCCCGCCGCAGCUUGAUCCGCCCCUGCCGUUGCACUACUGGCCGGGGCACACGCUGUAGAUUACUGAGUUAGAUUGUCGUGUCACGACAUGUGUAUAUUAUGUAAUAUUAUGUAUAUUGUAUAUAGAUGCUACACA
Aricia agestis (brown argus) is the source of this 1556-nucleotide messenger RNA. RefSeq names its product zinc finger protein 32-like. Lineage: Eukaryota; Metazoa; Arthropoda; Insecta; Lepidoptera; Lycaenidae. The coding region runs from base 172 to 1479 and encodes 435 amino acids. Gene Ontology annotation, molecular function: DNA-binding transcription factor activity; RNA polymerase II cis-regulatory region sequence-specific DNA binding; zinc ion binding. Gene Ontology annotation, biological process: regulation of transcription by RNA polymerase II. The record is from RefSeq and is a predicted model, not a curated record. The transcript is spliced from 8 exons. Gene Ontology annotation, cellular component: nucleus.